This is a messenger RNA of Procambarus clarkii (red swamp crayfish), 1731 nucleotides long. Lineage: Eukaryota; Metazoa; Arthropoda; Malacostraca; Decapoda; Cambaridae. The record is from RefSeq and is a predicted model, not a curated record.
AUGCAGCGGGAGAAACGUGAACCACAGCUGCAGCAGGAGGAACGUGAGACGCAGCUGCAGCAGGAGGAACGUGAAGCACAGCUGCCGCGGGAGGAACGUGAAGAGAGGCUGAAGCGGGAGGAAAAUGAGACCCAGAUGGAGCGGGAGGAACGUGAAGCACAGCUGCAGCGGGACGAACGUGAAGCAAAGCUGCAGCUGGAAGGACGUAAAGCAAGGCGGCAGCGGGAGAAACGUGAAGAACUGUUGCAGCAGGAGGAACGUGAAGCACAGCUGCAGCAGGAGGAACGUGAGACAGAACUGCAGCGGGAGGAACAUGAAGCACAGCUGCAAUCACAGCUGCAGGACGUGGAAUGUGAACGUGAAACACAGCUGCAGCUGGAGGAAAAUGAAACACAGCUGCAACGGGAGGAACGUGAAGCACAGGUGCAGCAGAAAGAACGUGAAGUACAGCUGCAGCAGGAGAAACGUGAAGCACAGCUGCAGCAAGAGGAACGUGAAGCAAGGCUGCAGCAAGAGGAACAUGAGACACAGCUGCAACGGGAGGAACAGCGUCUGAAGCGGGAGGAACAUCAGGCACAGCUGCAGCGGGAGGAACGUGAAGCACAGCUGCAGCGGAGGGAACGUGAAGCACAGAAGAAGCAGGAGGAACGUGAACGUGAAGCACAGCUGCAGCGAGAAGAACGGGAAGCACAGAGGGAGCGGGAGGAACGUGAAGCAAAGCUGCAACGGGAGAAACGUGAAGCACCGCUGCAACGGGAGACGCGUGAAGCACAGCUGCAGCGGGAGGACCGUGAGACACAGAUGAAGCGGGAGGAACGUGAUGAAUCGCUGCAGCGGGAAGAAUGUGAACUGCAGCGGGAGGAACGUCAAGCACAGCUGGAACGGGAAAAACGUGAAGCACAGGUGCAGCAGGAGAAACGUGAAGAACAGCUUCAGGGGGAGGAACGUGACACACAGAUGCAGCGGGAGGAACGUGAAGCAAAGCUGCAGCAGGAGGAACGUGAACUGCAGCGGGAAGAAUGUGAAGCACAACUGCAGCAGGAGGAAUGUGAAUCUCAUUUGCAGCAGGAAAAACGUGAAGCACAGCUGCAGCGGGAGGAACGUGAGAGACAGGAGGAACAUCAGGCACAACAGCAGCAGGAGGAACGUGAAGCACAGCUGCAGCGGAAGGAACGUGAAGCACAUAAGAAGCAGGAGGAACGUGAACGUGAAGCACAGCUGCAGCGAGAAGAACGUGAAGCACAGCAGGAGCGGGAGGAACGUGAAGCAAAGCUCUGCAACGGGACGAACGUGAAAGCACAGCUGCAACGGGAGAAACGUGAAGCACAAUUGCAGCAGGAGAAACGUGAAGAACAGCUUCAGGGGGUGGAACGUGACACACAGAUGCAGCGGGAGGAACGAGAAGCAAAGCUGCAGCAGGAGGAACGUGAAGAAAGGCUGCAAUGGGAGGAACAUGAGGCAGCUGCAGCGGGAGGAACCUGCAGCAGAAGGAACGUCAAGCAAGGCUGCAGCAGGAGGAAAAUGAGACACAUCUGCAGCGGGAGGAACGUGAAAGCACAGCUGCAACGGGAGGAACGCGAAGCACAGGUGCAGCAGGAGAAACGUGAAGAACAGCUUCAGGGGGUGGAACGUGAAACACAGAUGCAGCGGAAGGAACGUGAAGCACAACUUCAGCGGGAGGAGUGUGAAUCACACAAGCUGCAGCGGGAGGACCGCGAAGAGCGUCUGUAG